UUCCUCGUACAUCUGCGAAUGCCGAGAAACGAAAUCGCAGUCUAGGAAUACUCUCGGUAGACCUGUGUGGAUUGGAUAAUUCUCCGUUGAGUGAACCAUGGAAACUUGCUGCGAAGUCUUCGUGAGGUUGCCGUCGAGUGGCGUGCUCAAGUCGGUAUUGGUACCUCAUGGCUCUUGUGUUUCGGACUUGCUCAGCUCGGUUUCAGCAUCACCUGAGGGUGGUUCGGAAUACUUCGUCCUGCAAAACGGUUUCGUCAAACAUUGUGACGAUGAAGUGCGAGGCAACGAAACCUUCGAUCUAUGCUGCCGCCUUCGAGGUGGCAAAGGUGGCUUCGGAUCGAUGCUCCGAGCCAUUGGUGCGCAAAUAGAGAAAACUACGAAUCGUGAAGCUUGUCGUGAUCUGUCUGGAAGGCGACUUCGAGCAAUAAACGACGAGAGAAGAGCUCGACACUACGCGAGGCUGAAAGCUCAGAGAGAGAUUGAGCGAGAGCAGAAAAGGAGGAAGAAACUGGAAAGCCUCGCCACCUCCAAACCUCACCAUGAGUUCAAUGAUGAGCAAUAUCUAAAAGAUCGUGUAGAGAUCCCCGACCGCGUCGAAGAGGCCGUCGAGCAAGCUUUCGCAGAGGUAAGUGAGAAGAGAUUAUGUCGAGGAGAAGAACCUCGCUCUCGAUUCCGAUACGCUUCAUUCGAGUCCCGCCUAAUUCGGAAUUCUCCUCAGGCCUCACCUGGCCCGUCAGGAACUAAAAGAGCAGCAGAUGAGGCGUGCGCCGCCGCCUCACCGAAGAAGAUCAAAGGAUGGAUGGGUGACCUCGAAGGAUUCGAAGAUUCGGACUCGGAGUCUGAGAAAGCUGACAACGAUUCACCUUCGUCUGGCUCUGAGGCGAGAGCGUCAGUUUGACGCUCGGCUGACGACGAGCGAUAACCAGAAGACUCCCCCGGUAUUCAUAUCGCUUCACAGAAAUUGAUGUACAUUCAUGAAAGGAACCUGACGGAGGUGCCAGCGAAACCACAACGUAAUCUAAUAAAAA
Galendromus occidentalis (western predatory mite) is the source of this 1028-nucleotide messenger RNA. Its product is annotated as replication stress response regulator SDE2. The record is from RefSeq and is a predicted model, not a curated record. The coding region runs from base 98 to 898 and encodes 266 amino acids. Gene Ontology annotation, cellular component: nucleus. The transcript has 2 exons. Lineage: Eukaryota; Metazoa; Arthropoda; Arachnida; Mesostigmata; Phytoseiidae.